Messenger RNA from Sphaeramia orbicularis (orbiculate cardinalfish), 3136 nucleotides. Its product is annotated as NLR family CARD domain-containing protein 3-like. The transcript has 8 exons. Gene Ontology annotation, molecular function: protein binding. Lineage: Eukaryota; Metazoa; Chordata; Actinopteri; Kurtiformes; Apogonidae. The record is from RefSeq and is a predicted model, not a curated record. The coding region runs from base 90 to 3128 and encodes 1012 amino acids.
GACCCAGCUGUGUGUCUAUUAGGAGUGACCAUUCAAAGGGUGGUCAGAUCGACUUUAAAGCUUUUUCUGGAAAAAGAGUCCACCAUGAUAUGUCAGAUGAUUCUUGUAGUGAGCCCAUUCAGAAACAUCAACCAGACUUGGAUUCCAUAUUCAUGCAACUUGAAGAAAACAUCAUGACUUUUGUGAGAAAUGAGCUGAGAGUGUUUCGAAAGGCUGUCAGUAUAGAUCGCAGUGAAGAUUUAGUAGGACAGAAGAAGAAUGAGGAGGAAGAGAAGGAUAAGGAAGAGGAGGAGACAAGGAGGAGCAGCAGAGAGGCCUUUCUGAAGAUCACUGUGAACUUCCUGAAGAGAAUGAAGCAGGAGGAGCUGGCUGAAGCACUACACAGCGAAGCUAUUGUUCCCAUGUGCCAGAGGAAGCUCAAAACUCACCUGAAAGAGAAGUUUCACUGUCUGUUUGAGGGUAUUGCAAAAGCCGGAAACACCACAGAGUUGAAUGACGUCUAUACAGAGCUCUACAUAACAGAAGGAGGUAAAGGAGAGGUCAAUGACGAACAUGAGAUCAGACAGGUUGAAACAAUGUUCAGAAAAUCAUCCACACCUGAGACUAUCAUCAAAUGUGAAGACAUAUUCCAAACAUCACCAGGCAAACAACAUCAACCAGUCAGAACAAUACUUACAAAGGGUGUGGCUGGCAUCGGGAAAACAGUCCUAACACAUAAAUUCACCUUGGACUGGGCUGAAGACAAAACCAACCACAAUAUACACUUCACUUUUCCAUUCAGCUUCAGAGAGCUCAAUUUGCUGAGUGAAAAAGAGUACAGUUUAGUUGAACUUCUUCAUCUCCACUUUGCUGAGACCAAAGAGGCAGAACUUGUCAGCUUUGAUAAGUUUGAGGUUGUGCUCAUCUUUGACGGUCUGGAUGAGUGUCGACUACCUCUGGACUUUGACAACAAUGAAAGCCUGUCUGAUGAGACAAAGCCGACCUCAGUGGAUGUGCUGCUGACCAACCUCAUUAAGGGGAAUCUGCUUCCAUCUGCUAAGCUCUGGAUAACCACACGUCCUGCAGCAGCUAACCAGAUCCCUCCUGAAUGCAUCAACGUAGUGACUGAAGUGAGAGGGUUCACUGACGACCAAAAGAACCAAUACUUCAAGAAGAGAUUUGAAGCGGAAGAGGUGGAUGGCACAAUUAUGUCCCAUAUCAAGACGUCACGAAGCCUCCACAUUAUGUGUCACAUCCCAGUCUUCUGCUGGAUCACUGCUACAGUUCUGGAGGAUAUGGUGACAGCAAAUGAUAAAGGCAUGUUACCCAAAACUCUGACAGAGAUGUAUAUCCACUUCCUUGUAGUGCAAUCCAUACAAGGGAGGGUCAAGUAUCUUGGAGGAGCUAAGACAGAUUCUCCCUGGAAUGAAAACAUCUGUAAGAUGAUUAUGUCUCUGGGUAAAUUGGCGUAUGAGCAGCUGCAAAAAGGCAACCCGAUCUUUUAUGAGUCAGAUAUGAUUGCAUGUGGCAUUGAUAUCAGAUCAGCCUCAGUAUAUUCAGGAGUGUUGACGCAGAUCUUCAAAGAGGAACGUGGGUUGUAUCAGAACAAGGUGUUCUGCUUUGUCCACCUGAGCUUCCUGGAGUUUCUGGCUGCACUGUAUGUCUUUGUGACAUUCUUCAAUACUGGAGUCAACCUCCUGUCAGAACCCCAGUCCAGAUCCAGUUGGUGGAUAAAACUAAUUACACUCAGUUCUACUGAAUCAUUGGUAUUCCAGACUGCUGUGGACAAGGCCUUGCAGAGUCCCAAUGGCCACCUGGACCUCUUCCUCCGCUUCCUUCUGGGCUUUUCACUGAAGACCAAUCAAACUCUUCUGGGAGGCCUGUUAGAAGAGACAAGUCGUGUCUUAUUCACUCAUCAGCAGAUAGUGCAGUAUAUCAAGGAAAGGAUCAGGGAGAAUCCUUCUCCAGAGCGGUGCAUCAAUCUGUUCCACUGUCUGAAUGAACUGAAUGACCAUUCUCUGGUAGAGGAGAUCCAAAAGUACCUGAGUUCAGGAAGUCUCUCAACAGACAAUCUGAGCCCUGCUCAGUGGUCAGCCCUGGUCUUCAUCUUAUUAACAUCAGAAAAACACCUGGAUGUGUUUGACUUGAAGAAGUUCUCAUCUUCAGAGGAAGGUCUCAUGAGGCUGCUGCCAGUGAUCCGCCUCUCCACAAUAUCCAAGUUGAGUGGCUGUAACUUGUCAAAUAGAAGUUGUGAAGCUCUGGCAUCACUCCUCAGCUCCCAGACUUCCAGCCUCAGAGAACUUGACUUGAGUAACAAUGAUCUGAGGGAUUCUGGAGUAAAACUACUCUCUGCUGGACUGAGUAGACCACACUGUAAACUGAAAACUCUAAGGUUGUCAGGAUGUCUGGUGACAGAGGAAGGCUGUGCAGCUCUUGUGUCUGCACUGACCUCCAAUCCUUUCCAUCUAAAAGAGUUGGACCUCAGCUACAAUCAUGUGGGAGAACUGGGCCAGAGGCUUCUAGGUGACGCCCUGGAAGACCCACGGUUGAAACUGGCCUCCCUCAGUGUGGACCAUGGUGGAGUGAAGAGGUUAAAGCCAGGUCCCAAGAAGUAUGCAUGUGAUCUGACACUGGACCCAAACACAGUGAACCAAAGCCUAGCUCUGUCUGACGACAACAGAACAGUGACAGAGACAAAAGAGAAGCUGCCUUAUCCCAAUCACCCAGAGAGGUUUAACCACUGGAAACAAGUCCUGUGCAAAGAAGGUCUGACUGGACGCUGUUACUGGGAGGUGGAGUGUAAAGGAUGGGUGAACAUAGGGGUGGCGUACAAGGGCAUCAAAAGGAAAGGGCAGGAUGAUGACUGCUGGAUUGGACAGAACGACAAGUCAUGGAGUCUGAUGUGCUGUGAUGAUAAAUUUACCGCCUGUCACAAAAACACAAGAACAGUCCUUCGCACCCCCCCGGCAUUGGACUGUGGUAGAGUGGGGGUGUACCUGGACUGUCUAGCUGGAACCCUGUCUUUUUACAGAGUCUCCUCCGAUACACUCAUCCACCUCCACACUUUCCACACCACAUUCACUGAACCACUCUAUGCUGCCUUUGGGUUUGAGUUCAUUAAUUUCUCAGUGACUCUGUGUCAGAUAUAACCUGAUGA